This is a messenger RNA of Apodemus sylvaticus (European woodmouse), 1186 nucleotides long. It is a transcript of the gene Cfap298, whose product is annotated as cilia and flagella associated protein 298. The coding region runs from base 158 to 1030 and encodes 290 amino acids. The record is from RefSeq and is a predicted model, not a curated record. Gene Ontology annotation, biological process: regulation of cilium movement. Lineage: Eukaryota; Metazoa; Chordata; Mammalia; Rodentia; Muridae. The transcript is spliced from 7 exons.
UUUUAUCCCACCCGGCGGCGGACGCGUGAGCCGUGUUCCGGGGUUCCACCUCGGAGCAGCGGUUAAUCUCUGGGCGGUGUGGAGCGGGCCGACCUCGUUCGGGCAUCGAGUUUCCUGCCUGCAGCCCUGCCGCCUCGGCGGCGCCUCUGGUGCAGCCAUGGUGGUGCUGCACGUGAAGAGAGGCGACGAGAGCCAGUUCCUGCUGCAGGCGCCCGGGAGCACCGAGCUGGAAGAGCUCACGGCGCAGGUGGCCCGCGUCUACAACGGGCGGCUGAAGGUGCACAGGCUCUGCACAGAGAUGGAAGAGCUGGCAGAACAUGGUGUGUUUCUGCCUCCUAAUAUGCAAGGGCUGACUGAGGAGCAGAUUGAAGAGCUGAAACUGAAGGAUGAGUGGGGGGAGAAGUGUGUGCCCAGCGGGGGAUCCGUUUUCGCAAAGGAUGACAUCGGGCGAAGGAACGGGCAAGCUCCAAAUGAGAAAAUGAAGCAGGUUUUAAAGAAGACAAUAGAAGAAGCCAAAGCAAUAGUGUCCAAGAAACAAGUAGAGGCAGGAGUCUUUGUUACCAUGGAGAUGGUGAGCAGCGCCUUGGACCAGCUUCGCGGGGCCGUGAUGAUUGUUUAUCCCAUGGGGCUACCACCGUACGAUCCCAUCCGGAUGGAAUUUGAAAAUAAAGAAGAUCUGUCGGGAACUCAGGCAGCCCUCGAAGUCAUCCAGGAGUCAGAGGCACAGCUGUGGUGGGCCGCCAAGGAGCUGAGAAGAACACAGAAGCUUUCAGACUAUGUGGGGAAAAACGAGAAAACCAAAAUCAUCGUCAAGAUCCAGCAGAGAGGUCAGGGCGCACCGGCCCGGGAGCCCAUCAUCAGCAGUGAGGAGCACAAGCAGCUGAUGCUGUUUUACCACAGAAGACAGGAGGAGCUCAAGAAACUGGAAGAGAAUGAUGACGACUCCUGUCUGAACUCCCCGUGGGCUGACAACACGGCUUUGAAAAGACAUUUUCAUGGGGUAAAAGACAUAAAGUGGCGGCCCAGGUGAAGGCUGCACUUGACUUCAGAACCACGGCCCACCAUUCUUGGGCAAAAUAAUUAUAAUCCUAUAAGACACUGUCAAAGGUGUGAAAAUUUCUACCUUCCUGGUUUUCCUUUAGUUUGAAUUUUUGAAAUAAGUCACAGUUUUAGAACUUAAUAAAUA